Molecule: messenger RNA, 684 nt
Organism: Selaginella moellendorffii
Lineage: Eukaryota; Viridiplantae; Streptophyta; Lycopodiopsida; Selaginellales; Selaginellaceae
Product: thaumatin-like protein 1
Exons: 2
Coding region: 1-684 (227 amino acids)
Biological process (GO): defense response
Cellular component (GO): extracellular region
Source: RefSeq, a predicted model, not a curated record
AUGCUGAAAGCCGCAGGAUCUUUUGGGAUAAACUUUCGUCUAUACAAUGGAUGCCCGUUCACGGUCUGGCCUGGAUGGCUCAACAACGGCGAUAGCCCGGCUCUUGGAAAUGGUGGCACGCAGCUAGAACCUUACACUUUUAUAGACUUGGGAACUCCAACAUCGGACUGGGGUGGCCGGUUCUGGGGCCGCAGGGGUUGCGACUUUCAAGGCAGCGGAUGCAGCACUGGGGAUUGUAACAAGCAGCUCUAUUGCCAAGGCAUAGGAGGAGCUCCCCCCUACAGCAUUGCCGAGUUUAAACUUGGUGGCGCCCCCAACACCGGCUUGGACUUCUACGACGUCUCUCUGGUUGAUGGCUAUAAUCUGCCCAUCCGGAUCACUCCCAGUAAGUCCGGCUGCCCCUUCACGGGUUGCCUGAGGGACGUGAUUCCGUGGUGCCCGUCCGAGCUCCAAGUUCACGAUUAUUCCGGAGUCGUGGGCUGCAAGAGUGCGUGCCUGGCGUUUGGCACGCCACCUUUUUGUUGCACGGGGGACUACUCCACUCCCCAGACCUGCAAACCCUCGUCCUACUCGAAAAUUUUCAAGGACAUUUGCCCGCUCGCGUAUAGCUACGCUUACGAUGACCCAAGCAGCACGUUUACUUGUUCCAAUGGUGGUGACUAUACGAUCACUUUCUGUCCAUAG